Molecule: messenger RNA, 532 nt
Organism: Abrus precatorius (Indian licorice)
Lineage: Eukaryota; Viridiplantae; Streptophyta; Magnoliopsida; Fabales; Fabaceae
Product: ethylene-responsive transcription factor ERF039-like
Exons: 1
Coding region: 14-532 (172 amino acids)
Biological process (GO): regulation of DNA-templated transcription
Molecular function (GO): DNA-binding transcription factor activity; DNA binding
Source: RefSeq, a predicted model, not a curated record
UAACAACAAGAAUAUGAAAAAGAGAGGCAGUGAUGGGAAGCACCCAACGUAUCGAGGGGUACGCAUGAGACACUGGGGAAAAUGGGUAUCAGAAAUAAGAGAGCCAAGAAAAAAGUCCAGAAUUUGGCUUGGCACUUUUUCCACGCCAGAGAUGGCGGCUCGAGCCCAUGAUGUUGCGGCUCUCACCAUCAAAGGCUCCAGCGCUUUCCUCAAUUUCCCCGAACUAGCCUCACACCUUCCACGCCCACUCACCACUUCCCCUAAAGACAUCCAAGCCGCCGCCGCCCAAGCAGCUCAAUUCAAUUACCACCACCAAACCAAAACCUGUUAUCAAGCCCAAGCCCAAGCCCAGGCCCAAGAAUCCUCGACCGACGAUGAUGACACGUUCUUCGACCUCCCUGAUCUUUUGCUCGACUCAAGUAAUUGUGCAGGUGAGUUUCAUUACUCCGCGCCGUGGCUCGUGGCCGGAGCUGAACUUCUAGACACGUGUCUCCGGCUGGAAGAGCCUCCUUUCCCUUGGGAGUCUUACUAA